This is a messenger RNA of Canariomyces notabilis, 1837 nucleotides long. Its product is annotated as glycoside hydrolase family 28 protein. The record is from RefSeq and is a predicted model, not a curated record. Gene Ontology annotation, biological process: pectin catabolic process. Gene Ontology annotation, cellular component: extracellular region. The transcript is spliced from 4 exons. Lineage: Eukaryota; Fungi; Ascomycota; Sordariomycetes; Sordariales; Chaetomiaceae. Gene Ontology annotation, molecular function: polygalacturonase activity. Bases 357 to 1454 code for a protein of 365 amino acids.
CAUCUCGCAUCGAAGUCCUGGUGGGUACUAAUCCUGAGUUUUGCCCACAUGUCUCCCACGACUCCACGAGGUUCACCUGUAUUAUGGGGAAUGGCCUCCCUUGCAAUCUAUUGCUGCCUCGUCUUCAAAUUCGUGGACUGAGCGAUGUGGCAAUACGAGAUGUAGUUCGGAGCUUUCCGCUUUUCAUUCUACCGGAGGGAAGAAAUCAGAAUCUGGACUUAUAAAAUGCGGUGAUAUCUAUCCUCUGUCCAACUUGUCACUGUCUGCUACCUUCACUGCAGCCUUCAGCCACUCCUUAGCACCUUUCAUUUCUGUCAUUGGAUCUUAUUCACUCGUUCAAGUUUGAUUCAACCGCCAUGAUCUUGUCCACCCUCGUUCUUUCUCUCGGCGCCCUUGCGGCAGCCAAUCCGGUCCCUGUCAACUCUAACUUGUCCAAAAGAGCUAGCUGCACCUUUACUGACGCCGCAUCGGCCAUCAGCGGCAAGAAGAGCUGCAGCACCAUCACCCUGAAGGAUAUUACGGUCCCGGCUGGAACCACCUUGGACCUGACCAAGCUGAACGACGGCACAAAGGUCAUCUUCUCUGGGACCACCACGUUCGGCUACAAGGAGUGGGAGGGUCCCCUGAUUUCUGUUUCUGGAAACAACAUCCUUGUGGAGGGCGCCACAGGUCAUGUCAUUGACGGCAACGGAGCCAAGUGGUGGGAUGGCAAGGGCAGCAACGGUGGCAAGACGAAGCCUAAAUUCUUCUACGCCCAUAGCAUGAAGAACUCCAACAUCAAAGGUCUCCAUGUUAAGAACACGCCCGUUCAGGCCUUCAGCAUCAACGGUGCCACAAACCUCGGGGUCUACGACGUCAGUCUUGACAACUCGGCCGGCGACAGUGCCGGUGGCCACAACACGGAUGCAUUCGAUGUCGGAUCCUCCAACGGUGUCUACAUCUCUGGCGCCGUGGUGAAGAACCAGGACGACUGCCUGGCCAUCAACUCAGGCACCAACAUCACCUUUACCGGCGGCAAAUGCAGCGGCGGCCACGGCCUCUCGAUCGGCUCCGUCGGGGGCCGAUCCGACAACACGGUCAAAACAGUACGCAUCCUCAACUCGUCCAUCAGCAACUCGCAGAACGGUGUGCGCAUUAAGACGGUGUAUGGCGCGACGGGGUCUGUCUCGGACGUGAAGUACGAGGGUAUCACGCUGUCCGGCAUUACCAAGUACGGUGUGGUUAUCGAGCAGGACUAUGAGAAUGGCUCCCCCACGGGCACACCCACUGCGGGCGUUCCGAUUACGGAUCUGACGCUGAAUGGCGUUACGGGGAGUGUGAGUUCCGGUGCGACAGAGGUGUAUAUCCUCUGUGCUAAGGGGGCUUGCAAGAAUUGGACUUGGAAUAAGGUCAGUGUUACGGGCGGGAAGAAGUCGGCUAAGUGUGAGAAUGUGCCUAGUCCGGCAUCUUGCUAGGCGGUUUGGACCGGGAUAUCAACAACUUUCUCCAGUGUUGUUGGGGUUCAUGUUGGGAGACUCAGUUUAAGGGGGCUAGCGGUGUGCUGGACGCCCUGUCUCACAUCGCCCCUGGGGGGGCUGGUUUUAUUUAUCUUGCCGGGGGAACUGUUCGGCUGGUGCCGCCAGAAGCAUCGCUGUUCGUGUUCACAAACCUUCGAUUCGUUACUGCUAAGUAUCAUCUGAGAUGGACUAUAAUUUUCUGAUGGCUACUUAAUACCUUUCCUGCUCCUGUACCUUUUCGUCUUCUUGAACUUACAUUGGCCAAUAUCAAGGCUGCCGUGGUUUCCCGGAUAACCUCUGUUGUUAUUCAACAUCCGCCAUACUGAGAAUCUACAUGUACC